Molecule: messenger RNA, 2509 nt
Organism: Rhopalosiphum maidis (corn leaf aphid)
Lineage: Eukaryota; Metazoa; Arthropoda; Insecta; Hemiptera; Aphididae
Product: glucose dehydrogenase [FAD, quinone]-like
Exons: 3
Coding region: 262-2148 (628 amino acids)
Molecular function (GO): flavin adenine dinucleotide binding; oxidoreductase activity, acting on CH-OH group of donors
Source: RefSeq, a predicted model, not a curated record
UCCGGAGGACCUUGAAAACGCGGAGCGACACGCGUCUGCUCGGGAACGAACCCGAUCGAGCGUCCGUCCGUCCGCGCAUACCGGUGUCGCUGACAAACCUCCGCGGUCUGGCGGCGCGUUCGCAACGCCUUCGUCCGUUCUCGCUCACGGUGCUUCGACCACGACCGCCGUACAGGCGACUGUUGGUCAGUUGUCGUCGAAUGCACACAUAUUAUUGUAGUCGUCGUCGUAAAUAGUUUUGCGCAACGCGAAGCGGACAACAUGAAUCCAACCAUAGCGCUUCGGCACGCGGCGGCAGUGCUGGUCGUGGUGGCGCUAAUGUCGGCCCGACCCGGCCACGGUAUGGCGUACACGGUUUUCCAGGCGGUGGUCGAGUACUACCGGACGAUAGCUCCGGAACCGGUGGACGCUGUGCCGGACGCGCCGUACAUAGGCCGGCAGUACGACUUCGUGGUGGUGGGCGCCGGUUCCGGUGGCUCGGUGGUGGCCAACCGGCUGACCGAGGUGGGCGGCUGGACGGUGCUGCUGAUCGAGGCCGGCGGCGAGGAGAACGCCAUGACGGACGUGCCGCUGCUGGUCAGCUACCUGAUCGGCACGGGAUUCGACUGGGACUACCGGACCGAACCGCAGGACGGCGUGUGCGGCGCGAUGGAGGACCGCAAGUGCCGGUGGCCGCGGGGCAAAGUGAUGGGCGGCACGAGCGUCAUCAACUACAUGAUGUACACGCGGGGCGUGCCAGAGGACUACGACCGUUGGGCCAGGCUGGGCAACAGCGGUUGGAGUUACGAGGACGUGCUGCCGUACUUCAAGAAAUCGGAGGACCUGGAAAACGGACGGGUCGCCGCGUCGUCGAUGGCAACGCACCUGCACGGCCGCGGUGGGUACCUCAAGGUGCAGGAGCCACCGUGGAAGACGCCACUGGGACCGGCGUUCCUGCGCGCCGGCCGCGAGCUGGGCUACGAGACACCCGUCGACUACAACGGUCCGCGGCCGCUGGGUUUCUCGUACGUGCUGGCCACGACAGACCGCGGUACACGGUGCAGCGCGUCCAAAGCGUUCCUGCGGCCGAUCCGGCACCGGCCCAACCUGACCGUAGCCAAGCGGACGACCGUGACCAAGGUGCUCAUCGAUCCCGGCACGAAGCGCGCGUACGGCGUGCGGUUCGUCAGGAAUCGUCAAACCUCCUCGGUGUACGCCCGAAAAGAGGUGAUACUGUGCGCCGGGGCGUUAAACUCGCCGCAGUUGCUCAUGUUGUCCGGCGUGGGCCCGGCCGAACACUUGACCAAAAUCGGCGUGCCCGUCGUCAGCGACCUCCCAGUGGGCUACAACCUGCAGGACCACGUGUCCAUGGCCGGGUUGGUGUUCCUGGUCAACCAGUCGGUGACCAUCGUCGAGAGCCGGUACCGGCACCCCAAGUACCUGGUCCAGUACGCCUUAAAUGGCGAUGGUCCGCUGACCGUGCCCGGUGGUGCCGAGGCGGUCGCGUUCACUGCUACGCGGUACGCGACCAACGGGUCCGUGAUGCCCGACAUGGAACUGGUGUUCGGGCCCGGAGCUCUGACCGGCGACACGGGAGGCUCGUUGCACCGCUUGUUCGGCAUGCGCGAAGACUUCUACGAACGGGUGUACGGCGGAUUCCGUGGCCGAGACGCUUGGGGCCUAGUGCCCAUACUGCUACGGCCCCGCAGCCGCGGCAGAGUCAUGUUGCGAUCGACCAACCCGUUUCACGCGCCGCUGCUUUUCCCCGGAUACCUGUCCGACCCUCAUGACCGCGACGUGCUCGUCGAAGGCAUAAAACAGGCCAUCGCGAUAAGCAAAACCCAAGCCUUCCAAAAAUACGGAUCUACGCUGUUGUCAGUGCCGUUCCCGGGCUGUGAACACGAACCGUUCGGGUCAGACGCAUAUUGGGGAUGUUCCAUCGGGCAGUUAACCACCAACCUUCACCACCAGGUGGGCACGUGCAAGAUGGGACCGGCUUCAGACCCGGACGCCGUGGUCGAUCCAAAGUUAAGGGUGCUCGGCGUUAAAGGGCUCAGGGUAGUGGACGCGUCUAUCAUACCACUCAUACCGGGCGGUCAUACCAACGCGAUAACAUUCAUGAUCGGUGAGAAAGCGGCCGACAUGAUCAAGGAAAACUGGAUCAAAUGAUUUAACCGAUUGUGUUGCGCUACGGUGAAUGUCAUAUAAUAUAUACUACGGUGUGAACGAGGAAUUUGAUGAUAAAUCAGUAAUUUAUUUUUAUGAAGAUCCUACAUCAUAUCACCCAUAAUAUAAUACUGGAAAAUGUAAUCGUUUUGUGGAGCAGAUUUUUCCAUCAUCGAUACUUCCUAUCCAUACAUCGAUACUAAUGCAUAAUACACGGUUGCACACAUUUCGAUACCAAUGAACAAUAGUGCUCAAGAUAGCAUACGCUGUAAACUAUACGUCAUGUAAAUAAGAACAUUAUAAUGAUAAUAUUAUCUAGUCAAAAAGUUGUACAAUUUUGCUUCCAUUUUUUUUUUUUUUUUAA